Molecule: messenger RNA, 1812 nt
Organism: Cryptotermes secundus
Lineage: Eukaryota; Metazoa; Arthropoda; Insecta; Blattodea; Kalotermitidae
Product: neuromedin-B receptor
Exons: 2
Coding region: 57-1721 (554 amino acids)
Biological process (GO): G protein-coupled receptor signaling pathway
Cellular component (GO): membrane
Molecular function (GO): G protein-coupled receptor activity
Source: RefSeq, a predicted model, not a curated record
UUGUUGAGAGAAAUCCCAUGGUACCUCCCUGAUGAAAGCACUGGAAACUGGAGAAAAUGAUUUUGUGUAACACAUCAUUUUAUUUUCUGAUGCUACACGCAGGUGUGUGGAUGGUGUUCGCUGUGAACUUGAGAUGUGUUCACACCUUACGUACCAUCCGGCAAGAUAAGAGUGGCCCAUGUGACGUGACUUCAAUACAGGUUCCUUGCCGACAACCUGAAAGCAGUGUUAAUGUGGAAGAGUUGUACUGGCAAGCUAUGAACAUCUCACAGUGCAUGAACACUCGAGCUCACACACAGAUGAAUCAAAAUGAAGUGGACAUACUUGAAUCUCUUCAAUGCCUGAUCAGUGACAUGCAGAAAAACAUUAGGCGCCGUAACUUUACAGAUGCAGGUCGAAGUAGAAUGUUCCUGAAUACAGUGUUGGGGACAUUAUCUGGUAAUAGCCAGAAGGGUGUUCAAGACUAUCAGUGUUUCUAUUGCGUUAUCUAUGAAUUAAAUUAUGUCUUAAAUUCAACAAUCUACUUCAAUGUAAGUGGCAAAGAAUCUCUCUCUUUCAAUACUUCACAACUUCAAAAUUUUGAAAUUAUUCAAAGGAUUUUUACAGUAGUUCUGUACAUACAAUUAUCCCAAAAUGGUUCAAGUGUUAUGAACAGUAUUUUCUUUGACGCAGAAACACUGGAGGACCUUUUCAUUACUUUGACAAAUAACACGUUAAACACAAGAGAGAUAAAAAGAGAAGUUGAGAGAGUUAUGAAGGAGAACUCCAAAGAAAAAAGCAACAAAUUUAGUGAAGUAAAGAACUGUGGAUUUCAGAGUGAAUGCAGACUGAGGCCAAUAUUAUGGAUCCUGUACACAAUUGCUGUCGCCGAAAACGGUCUUCUGAUAUUUAUUUUCAUGCGCCAUAGCGAGAUAAGAUCAGACAGAAAUAUUAUAAUACUGAACUUGGCUGUCGCCGAUGUUUUGGCAGUUCUCUGUAACGCUUCCCUCCAGAUAAUCUUCAUAUAUGGUGGGACAUUUGAAAGUGUAAAAAUAUAUUAUCGGAUCUUGGAUUUAUCCCUCGAAGUCUCAACCGGUGUGUGUAUAUAUUCAAUUGUAAUACUGAGCAUUCAGAGAUAUUUUGCUGUCAUUCCGACUUACAAACCCAGAGAAUGUGGACUUUCAAGGCGUUUCGACUCAGCACUGUUCGUCUUUGUUCUGUGGAGCGCGGCCUGUGUGCCUCAAAUCAUAAGCGUAACAACUGACAUGAGUGUCCAAGCUUGGGCAAUGCGCAAUCUAAUAUUGUACUGCGUGGUGCCAAUCGUUGCUAUAGCAACGUUUUAUUUGAUGACUUCCUGGCGGUUGAGGCAAAGUGUCCGAAAGAUGCCGGGUGAGGCAGUGAGGCAGGAAACAGCUCGACACGCCCGCGUUAGGAGCUCCAAUGUUCUAAUUGCACUGAUAGCAGUUUUUGUCAUCAGUUACACCCCAAUACAGUUGUUCAGAUUUAUAGAACUGUGGUUUUAUGGUGGGGGCUACCUCUUCGAUUAUGUUGACCUCAUAGCUUACUCAUUGCUAUCCCUUAACUCGUGCUUCAAUCCGAUCGCUCUGUACGUCGCAAGUGGAACUUUCAGACGAUAUUAUAACAAAUACAUCUGCGUGUGUUGGAAGGACACUGACUUGACCACGUCCAGUUCUAAUACAAACAUCCAGACUACUGUCAAGACAUGCGCACUGCACAUUUAAAACUUCUCAACGUCGGCAAGAUAUGUUGACAUGUACAACAAUUUAAAGAAAUUUAAGGAAUGUGGUUGUAAAUAAACAGAUUUUCAUACUA